CGACCGAUUAACUUAUAAAAGGAGGUCUUCCUUUGAUCCUUGAAGAAAACAUCUACUCUUCUUUAUUUUUUGAUAUGGUUGCUUUUCCAGCUAUCUUUCUCACAUUCGCUGCACUGGUCCUUGAGAUCUUCUCCCUCAUUGGCAACACAUACAACAAGCCUUUCUUGAGGGACCUUUACUUUGCAAGAAUAAGUACUUCGGGUGCAACUUAUGAUUUCGGAUUAUGGAACUACUGUGUGGGAGAUGGUAGUGGAACAAUCACAGAGUGCAGCAAGCCAGUAGCUGCUUUCCCAUGGAGUCAAGCCUCGGGUCUUAACAACAUCGACGGUCUCGCUGGUCAUGACAAGCUCUUUAUGGCUGUCUUCGUCAUGUACUUUAUCGCUACUGCUCUUACUUUCCUUGCUUUGGCCAUCACCUUCCUUAACGGUUUUAGCCGUGGUUCCGAUCUUUGUGCUUCCUUCAGCACCUUCCUUGCCUUCGUUGUUAUGCUCGUUACCCUUAUCAUGAGUCUCGUCAUUGACCUUCAAGGUAUUCAUCAGGUUAGUUCUGCCAUUAGUGGAGCUUCCGGUCAUCUUGGUCCCGCUACAUGGAUGACUGUUGGCGCCACUGCUGCUCUUCUUCUUGCAUCUGGUUGGUGGCUCUUGGCUUGCUGCUGCGGAUCUGGCCGUGUUAAUGCUUAUGACAAGGAGGCUGCUGGAUACCGACGCCGCUGGUGGUAAAUCUGAAUGGAUCAGAGAAUGAUUGCGAAUACCGUAAAAUUUAUAUUUCAACACACACCCCUCAGUGUAAAUAAUAAUUUACUAUCCCGUCCAAAGGCAUCCUGUAUAAAAUAACUCCUUUCAUGCUUUAAUAUAAUGUAUAUUUUUAUAACCAAAACAACCACUGAGAGAUGUUUACAAUGUGAAUGAGAAUGAAGAUGUGCCGGUCAUGUUGGCAAAGUAAUA
This is a messenger RNA of Umbelopsis ramanniana AG, 944 nucleotides long. RefSeq lists its product as uncharacterized. The record is from RefSeq and is a predicted model, not a curated record. NCBI's taxonomy places the organism in Eukaryota, Fungi, Mucoromycota, Umbelopsidomycetes, Umbelopsidales, Umbelopsidaceae. Gene Ontology annotation, biological process: fungal-type cell wall organization. Bases 75 to 719 code for a protein of 214 amino acids. The transcript has 2 exons. Gene Ontology annotation, cellular component: plasma membrane; cell cortex of cell tip.